Leucoraja erinaceus (little skate) is the source of this 3145-nucleotide messenger RNA. RefSeq names its product thrombomodulin (gene thbd). NCBI's taxonomy places the organism in Eukaryota, Metazoa, Chordata, Chondrichthyes, Rajiformes, Rajidae. Gene Ontology annotation, cellular component: extracellular matrix; external side of plasma membrane. The record is from RefSeq and is a predicted model, not a curated record. The transcript has a single exon. Gene Ontology annotation, molecular function: calcium ion binding; extracellular matrix binding; extracellular matrix protein binding. Bases 632 to 2269 code for a protein of 545 amino acids. Gene Ontology annotation, biological process: cell migration.
GCAUGGGCAAACUCGUGAAGAUUUUUCAACAUGAUGAGUACCGACGAUGUGGCCAUUACCGUAAAUCUCCGAAUUCGAAUCAGGGCAAACUCGGGAGAACUCUUGGAAUAAACUCGUACCGUGGGGCAGGAGGUUUACCCCAGCAUUUUGUGUCUAUCAUCAGAGCUAAGAGCUCUUGUUCGAGAUUACAGCGCCUCCCCCUCCUUCCUCCCCGAGCUACGAUGUUCCAACUUGAAUCGUGCCGUGAGUACGUGACCCAGAGUGACCGGCGUUACCAAGUUAAGGAAACACCUCUAUAAUCUUCCGGCAAUCCGCGUCCGCCUUCGCGAAAGGGGGAUUAAAAAGUUAGAGGCAGCAACUUCUGGUGUCUCCUUGCACAGUUGCAGGAACCCGCUCGAAAGGGCGUGGGGCAUUUGGCAGGGAAACGGCAAACCACUCAAAUCCCUUGCAUCACAGACCCAACCUAUUUACGAACUUCCUUCCUUGUGCAGCUGAGAGGCCAAGUGUAUUUAAACCUGAGCUUCAGGGAGAAAUCGGGACCAGAGAGGAAAGGGGGGGCUUCAGAGCGGACCAAGCCUGAAGGGACAGACACAGAGAGUUAGAGAGAGAGAGAGAGAGAGAGAGAGAGAAGAUGAUUGUGGUUUGGGUCGCCCUUUGCGCUUUGGCGUCCACGGCGCUUUCUGAAUCGCAGGACGAGGAAGAGCCGACGCCGGCCGUCUGUGUGGACGGUUUCUGCUACGCUUUGCGGAGGGAGCGCAGGAAGUUUAACAUGGCCCGGAGCGCCUGCAAGAAGGACGGGGGAGACGCGGUGACCGUGCGGACCACGGUGGCGGCCGAUGCCGUCUCGGCGCUGCUGCAGGCGGCCGGCGCUCAGCCCAACUCCCGCUACUGGCUGGGGCUGCAACUCCACCACAAGACGUGCCCCGACAACAGCAGCCUCUUGCGGGGCUACCGCUGGGUGGACGGGGACAGCGACACGACCCACUACACCAACUGGGCUCCGGCGACGGGCUCCACCUGCGGACCCCACUGCGUGGUGGUCUCCAGCGACGAGCUGUGGCUGGAACGGCCGUGCAACGAGAAGACGGACGGGGUGCUGUGCGAAUACCGCUACAACGGCAGCUGCCCCAGCCUGGCCAACCGCACCGCCGUCUACCACCUGCCCUUCGGCUCGCAGGGCUCGGACUUCUCCGCGCUGCCCCCUGGCACCGUGGCCCUGGUCAGCGCGGGCGAGGAGCCGCUGAGAUGCAACGAAAGUCGGGACUGGCUGCCCGUGGGCACGGCUCCUUGGCAAUGCCGGGUGGGGAACGGAGGUUGCCAGCACGUUUGCCACGACGGGCCGCCGCCGGCUUGCAGCUGCCACCCGGGGUACCGGUUGGACGGGGACCAGCGGAGCUGCAGCGAGAUAAGCCCAUGCGAUGGGGUGAGGUGCGAUCAUCGCUGCGAGGUGCGGAACGGCUCGCCGGUCUGCUUCUGCGAUGCCGGCUACCAGCUGGACUCCGACCACAAGGGCUGUUUGGACGUGGACGAGUGUGUGCGGAAUCCCUGCCAACAGACGUGCAAUAACUCAAUGGGGAGCUACACAUGCAGCUGCUCCAGCGGCUACCGGCUGGUCGAGGACGGCAAAUGCAUGGACAUCAACGAGUGCAUGGAAUACAAUCCGUGCCAGUUCGACUCUUGCGGCAACACGCAGGGAAGUUUCACUUGCUCCUGCAAGAGCGGCUUCCAGACGGAUCCUGCGGACCACACCAAGUGCGUCUUCUAUUGCAAAUCCAAGGAGUGCCCGGCCAUAUGCCUCGGUAUCAGCUGUCACUGCCCGCCCGAUUACAUUCUCAACGACGACACGGGGACCUGCCACUACUUUGGGGACAACGACGCUCCAGCCCACCCCUGCAUCCCCACCUCCAGCGGCGCCAAGUGCCAAUGCGAGGACGGCUACCAACCGUCUGAAGACGGGGCCACAUGCGAGAUGGAAGAAAGCUCCGGCUCUCCCCCGUCUGACGGCCCCAUUGCCACCGACGAACCAAAGGGCCUGGCCAGAGCCGGCUUGUCCUUGGCGGUUGUCCUCGGCAGCCUGUUCGCCAUCGCCGUGCUGACUUUGAUCUUCGCCGGGGUGGGACACCACCUGCUCAAGAAAAGGGGCAAUUGGCAGACGUCCACCAAGUACAAGGCGACCAGCCAGGAGCAAGACGUGAAUCUCAGCCAGGUCACCACUGGCGAUGAUCAGAAACUGCGGUACACCAACGACAUUUGCAACGCGGGGACCUGAGGCUAGGUGUGGAGACGAGACUGUUCAGCCCAACUCGAUAGAACGGGAGAGGGGAGGGGGGAGGGGGGGUGGGGGGUGGCAGUCUGGUGGGAUUGAGGGGUAAAUCCAUCAAUGGGCGUUGCGACCCCGCGGCUGGCAGCAGUAAUGGUGUGAGCGCGAAUCCCAUCUCUCAACUCCACUCUGUUCCCAAUGCAUCCCAUUCCCAUUGUAACUCCACAAGUUCCCCAACCCACAGGGCGCUAUUUUUUUUAGCCUGAUGCCAAACCUAAAGGUCGUAUUCGAGUUUUGCUGAUGGUCAGGCGAUGCAGUUGGAUUAAUUGAUGGCAGACAUCCAUGCAAAGCUGACUGUUAAUGGAAAGCUCCCGCACACGAUACAUUCAUCUUGGAUAUUCCUUAGCCAUGAGCCGUUCACCCAGGUAGAAAUCAUUUUUUUUUAAAGUAAACGAUAGGUUGCUCCGAGGAUAAGUAUAUAUAUUUUUCAGCAAAAAAUGUGAAAGCCAAAUUCCAAAGUUCGCGAUGACUACAUCUAUCGAUUAGGUGAUGUUUAUUUAAGCAAUUGUUCCGUUUUAGUUUUUUUAGUCUGGAGAUACAGCGCGGAAACAGGCCCUUCAGCCCACCGCGCCGACCGGCGAUCACCCCGUACACUAGUACUAUCCCACUAAGAAUAAUUUGCAAUCUUUACUGAAGCCACUACAACCCGCACGUUCAACUUGGGAGUGUGGGAGGAAAUCGGAGCACCCGGGGAAAGCCCACACGGUUCACGGGGAGAACGGACAAACUCCGUACAGACAGCAUCCGUGGUCAGGAUCCAACCCGGGUCUCUGGCGUUGUUCAAGGCGGCAACUCAACCGCGACGCCACAUUUGUGAAGGACCGC